Messenger RNA from Cornus florida, 1494 nucleotides. RefSeq lists its product as uncharacterized. Lineage: Eukaryota; Viridiplantae; Streptophyta; Magnoliopsida; Cornales; Cornaceae. The record is from RefSeq and is a predicted model, not a curated record. The coding region runs from base 1 to 1494 and encodes 497 amino acids. The transcript is spliced from 6 exons.
AUGACUUUGGAGGAGUUCAAGACAUUAUUCUUCGACUGUUUCUUUCUGAGGGCUAUGAGGCAGAAUAUGAGAGUGUAUUUUACAGGUCUCUAUCAGGGCAUGAUGAGUGUCAUUGAGUACGAGACGCGCUUCACUUCUCUUUCCCGCUAUGCACUGGAGAUGGUAGCUACCGAUGAGCUUAGGGCAAGAAAGUUUCAGGAUGGAUUACAUCUUGAUAUUAGGCAAUGGAUUUCAGUAUUAGAUUUGAGGACCUACGGAGUGGUGUUCCAGAAAGCUACGUUGGUUGAGGCAGAGGACCGAGAUCAGCUCAGGAUCAAGGGCUCAUAUAAGCAGUCUCAUAAAGAGGCUUCAUUGGUAUCAGUUGGGGAUCAAUGGAAGAAGGCUAAGGCCGAGGACAGUUCUCGUGUUCAGGGACAGUUACAGCAGGCUCAGUCUGUACCCACAGUUCCUAUUCCUUUGGGGAAGUUGAUUUGUCACCACUAUCAGCAGCCAGGGCACAUAAAGCCUCGCUGCCCACAGUUGCAACCUCAGGGUAGUCGUUCUCAGAUAGGUAAGUCUUCAACUUCGAUGCAGGGCUCCAGGGAGCUUGUAAUUACUGUAAGCAGCCUGAAUAUUUUAAGACGGAGUGUCCACGCCUAUAAAAUAGAGCAUAGGGUGGCACUGGUUCACAGGCCAUACCAGCACAGUCUACAGUUGUUCAGUCUGGGUAGUUCUCAGCAGUCAGAGGCUCCAGGACGAGCUUACGCAUUGCCACAGGCCGAUACCUCUGCAGGGACUUCUACAGUUCGAGACCUUGUUUGUCGAGGUUGUGCUAUUGAGAUAGCUGGGCAGAUUUUAGAGUUCGAUUUCAUUAUUUUUGACAUGACGGGCUAUGAUGUCAUUCUCGGAAUGGACUGGUUGUCUUUCUUUUGUGCCACGAUCAAUUGCUUCCAUGGGCGAGUGUCUGUUCGCACUCCCACGGGAGAAUGUUUUCACUUUGUGGGAGAUUGGAGCGAUUCCCACUCGACGAUGAUUUUCUGUAUCAGUGACUGGAGUUGCCACAGGUCCUACUUGGAUAGCCUAUUAGCCGACGAGGACAGCGGUUUGGGACAUGUUUAUCCGAUAGUUGUUGUGAAGUUUUUGGAUGUCUUUCCGGAAGAGUUGACAGAGCUUCCUCCUCUUCGGGAAGUUAUCUUUUCCAUCGACGUCAUUCCUGGUACUGCGCUGAUCUCUAUGGCACCCCUUGUGGCUAAACCAGCACUUAUUAGCAGAGUUAUUGAGGCACAGUUGGAGGAUGGGGAGAUAAAGGCCAUCCAUGUUCAAAUUUCAGUGACAGAUAAUGCAGAGAGACUGAGUGGACUGUAUGUGAGACAGAUUGUUAAGCUUUACGGGGUUCCUACUGAUGGUCAGUUAGAAUGUACCAUCCAGAUAUUGGAGGAUAUGUUACAGGCUUAUAUCUUGGAUUUCAGUGGUAGUUGGGAAGACUAUUUGCUUACCAGACCAGUAUUAGCGUAG